GCGACUGGGUCUCACUAGAACCAAUAAAAAGAACUCAUUUUUAAUACUCUGCCCUUCUCCUCUCGCUCCCGAUCUCCUUCUCUUUCUCUCUGAAAUCUUCAACAGCAGAUCAGAAGUAAAACUUGCUGAAAAACAGGGGAAAAGCAGAAGAUUUGUCUAGAAGAACAUAGAAGUUGAAGAAAAGGUAGGAAUUUUUUCUUGUAGAGUUCAGAGAGAGAGAGAGAGAGAGAAGAAGAAGAAGAAGAAGAAAAGAGAAGAGAAGAAAAGAGAUUUGCCGUCUUUUUUUUUUUCCAGGAAUUCAAUUCUGAAUGGAUUCCGAUAGUUGGAUCUCUCGCCUAGCUGCCGCGAAGAGGCAUUACUUGAAUCAGCGACAGCAGAGCUCCCAAUCAGAUCGGUUGGACUUUGAUGAAUACGAGGUGGAAGAGGAGGUCCGCCCUGAUUUUCCGUGCCCCUACUGUUACGAGGACCAUGACAUCAUUUCACUCUGUUCCCAUCUUGAAGAUGAGCACCCUUUCGAAUCCAAAGUUGCUGUCUGCCCCAUUUGUUCUGUAAAGGUUGCAAGAGACAUGCUGAGUCAUAUUACAUUGCAACACGGGCAACUCUACAAGUUGCAGAGACGUCGAAGGCUAAGAAGAGUAGCUAUUCCAAAUAGCCAAGGGCUUUCACUUCUAGGGAGGGAACUUCGUGAGGCUCACCUGCAGGUUCUUUUGGGAAGUGGGACUUAUCGGUCUAGCAACACUGGUGCCUCAACUGCAGCAACCGAUUCAUUGCUUUCAUCUAUUGUUUUAAAUUUUCCUUCAUCUGAAGCUGAAGAAAUUUCCAAAUCUUCCUUCUCUAGUGGUGAUGAUUUUGCUAGCAAAAAUACAACACCAGCACAGAUAAGGAAAUCAAGUAUUGACCUUUCACUUAGCAAAGAGGAGAGGGAACAGAAACGGUGGCAAGCUACAGUCAGGGCAAAUUUUGUGCAGGACCUGCUUCUUUCAACACUAUUUGGUGAUUAAUCUGGAGCGGCCUAUGAACUAUAUGCACCACGUUGAUCUUUAUUAAUCCAACUUCUACCGUCAACUUAAUCAUAAAUUAUUCCUGGUGAUUGCUGAUCUAUGGUCAUAUUUAUUCAAUACAAGCACGAAUUCCUUUCUGAAAGCUAAUCUUGUGCUGGUUUUCAUGGAAUUUUAACUUUCACUGUUUUUAUAUAUUAAAAAAAACUUAUUAAUGGUGAUGCUCCUUUGGCUCUGCGUGGGCAGCUAAAUGCUGCAUGAAUAGAUCAAGUUGUUAUUAA
This is a messenger RNA of Dendrobium catenatum, 1279 nucleotides long. Its product is annotated as protein DEHYDRATION-INDUCED 19. Bases 309 to 1001 code for a protein of 230 amino acids. The transcript has 5 exons. NCBI's taxonomy places the organism in Eukaryota, Viridiplantae, Streptophyta, Magnoliopsida, Asparagales, Orchidaceae. The record is from RefSeq and is a predicted model, not a curated record.